CUUCAAGUCGCGCGGUAUUCGUAAUCAGAAGAUUCCCACGCAUGCUAUUCUGAAUACUCCCCCAGUACAUAAGGCACCUUCUGGUUUGACGUAAACCACAAGAACAUAUAGCGUUCAUCGCAGUACUAAUAAUGAACCUAAAGAAAGCCAGGGAGUUCUACCAGGCUGAGAAGUUCGAAGAGUGUUAUAAGCUUACUACUGAACUGUUGGUUAAUUCACGGGAUUAUGCAACAUUGGUUAUGCAUGGAGCCUGUUGUUCUCGGCUUGAAAACGAAAAAGAAGCGAUGGAAUCAUAUUUCUCAGCGCUUUCGAUUGAUGCUACUAACAACAUGGCUUGGGUUGGUCUUUAUAGUGAAACCAAGAAGAGAAUGGAAAAACAUCAAAGAAUUCUCCUUAAAGUAUGCAUAGAGCUUAUCGGAAGGUGCUCAAAGUCAGACUCUACGGGAAAAUAUCUCGAGUACGCAAAAACUCUUGUUCAGGUUGUCGUUCAGUUUCGAAUGCCAUUACCUUUUGGUUUUAAUGAAUUCAGUGAUAUAUGCGAAUUUGUUCUUGAGCAUGAUCCAGAGAAUAUAGAUGCUAUAGAAGCUACUUUUCGUUUACAAAUCGAAUAUUUCUUAUUCAAUGGAUUUCCUGAAUUUAUUGAUCGGAGUUUAUGUAUUACAUCGAAAUUUGAGAAUUUCACGCAACAUUCAAGCAUACACUGGAUAAAAUCGUCAACUAUCUACAUUGAACGAUUAAAACAAUUUGAACGAUUGUUAGAAACAGCGCAACAUUCGACCAAUGAGAAUAAAACAGCACAUAUUAUUACAUUGUGUUUAAGUCAAUUGUUGUAUCGUUUAUUCAGUUAUUUCAUUCCAAAUUAUGCACCAGCCGAUAGUGUUGAUGAUAUUACAAUUUCUAGCAAUCAAUAUGACAAAAUACAUUCGGACUUAUGGAAUGAUAUUCAAAGCAAUAUUGACAAACUCGAUUUCAAUGGAGUUGUUGGAUUUAAUAACUUGUUAAAACAUGGACUCAUCGAUUAUCAUGCUGGACUUUUGUAUGCAUUGGCUGCGUUUAAAUUAAAUCAAUUCGAUGAUUGCGGUGCAAUCAUUACUACAUUAAUAUCUUUAAUUGAUAGAAAUUGUAAACAAUUUAAUACAGAAUCUGACAUUUUAUCUCAACCUAUAUUGGAAUUGAAUAAAUAUUCAUCAAAUCCAAAUGACUCUCAACAAUGCACACUAUGUACACCGUUUCGUUUAAAUUUAAAUGAACCGAAGGAAAAUGAUAUACCAACCAAAUGUAAUGUAUAUAGAAUGAUUAAUUCUUGGUUAGGCAUAUUAUACAUGGCUAAUCUCUGUAAUUCCGAAAUGCCUGUGAAAAAUACUAGAAAUAUUGAAGUGAUUUUACAUCAGUUGGAAGGUACAAACUGCACCCCAUUCACUUGGAUAGAUGUCUAUCAAACUUUAUACUUGGAAUACUUCUUAAUUAUGAAUAAAUUAAACGAAACAUCGAAUAUUCUUGAAAAAUGGAAAACGCAUCAUAAGUGUCAAAUAAAUGAAAGAAUUCCUAGUAGUAUUGAUUUAUCUCCACGAUUUCGAAUAUGUCUAAUAUGGUUAAAUCUAUCUAAACAUGUUGCUUCCAAAUUAAUGAAAAAUUCCGACGCAGAAACAACACCACAAUUAUCUAUUGAAAAUGAAAUUUUAGAUUUAUUAAAAACAAAUACUACCAUCAUACAUCAUUCAGCUCGUUAUCAAUAUUUAAUUGGAUAUGUAAUGAAAUUUUAUGCAAAUUCUAGUAAAACUUGUCCUCCUGUAACUACUAUGGAUUGUGAUAAACAAUCGGAAGAAGCAUUUACUCGUGGUAUACAAUUUGAUAAGUGUUAUUAUGCGAAUUAUUUACAGCUGGGUCAUAUACAUUUUAAAAUGGAGAAUUACAAAGAGGCAUUGAAAUUCUAUACUGAAGCCCAUCGUUUGAUGCCUGGUUCGGCAGUUUGUGCUUAUUACUAUUCAGUGGCAUUGUGUAGAGAAGAGGAAUGGGAGAAAGCGUUAGAUGCUUAUUCAUCUGUUGAUCAUACAGAUUUCACAAAAGAUAUGUGGCUUAAUUAUGGAUUAAUUAAUUUACGUUUGGGUCGAAUAUCUGAUUGUUUGCCAGCGUUACAACGUGUUGUUUUAGCUAAAAAUGAUGCAUUAUAUUGGGAAAUUUUGGGGGAAGCAUAUUUAUUACGUAAAAGUUUUGAGACAGCUGUGAAAGCUUUUCAUCGUGCUUUAGACACUAGGAAAAUUUUGAAAUUUAAAGAAUCAGACAAGCUGUAA
Schistosoma turkestanicum is the source of this 2291-nucleotide messenger RNA. The record is from the annotation of a GenBank genome assembly. NCBI's taxonomy places the organism in Eukaryota, Metazoa, Platyhelminthes, Trematoda, Strigeidida, Schistosomatidae.